Medicago truncatula (barrel medic) is the source of this 360-nucleotide messenger RNA. RefSeq lists its product as uncharacterized. NCBI's taxonomy places the organism in Eukaryota, Viridiplantae, Streptophyta, Magnoliopsida, Fabales, Fabaceae. The coding region runs from base 1 to 360 and encodes 119 amino acids. The transcript has 3 exons. The record is from RefSeq and is a predicted model, not a curated record.
AUGAUCCGAAAAUAUGAUUUGGUUCUGCUUGUGAUUGUAUUGGAAAUUCAUGCUUUCUUUGUUGAGAGAAAGCUUCUAUUUAUAGCCAUCCUUCAUCCUUCAAUAUCUGCAACUGUUCAUUCUUGUGUAGACGCCCUUGCUGUUGAUAGGAAUUGCAAAACUGCCAUUGUCCCAUCUUUUGUUGAUGUGGUGAGGCAGCAGGAAUCUCCUAAGUCUGUUUUUGAGAUUAGAAGUUUUCUUGGUUUGGCAGGUUAUUAUCCGAGGUUCAUCGAGGGAUUCUCUAAGUUGGCGUUGCCAUUGACGCAGUUGACUCAGAAAGGACAAACUUAUGUUUGGGAUGCUAAGUGUGACAAGAGUUGA